GCUGGCGCGGACAACUUUACCUUUUGAACUGUUCGUUAGGAAUUCUCGUUGGCGUGCGGCGAAUAACACGGUGUCGAUCUCGAACAAGACGCGAAAAUCGUGGAAAACCCUCAGUUCUAUUAGUGGAAAAUCGGUCUGAUGAUGACGGAAACGGUGGUAAAUGUGCAGGAGGCGCCCAACAACAACGCGCCCAACAAGCAACAGCCUGCUGCCUCCGGUCAGCCACAAUCGGCUGUGGCCUGGAUCAGGAUUAAUUUGAAUUACUUCAAGACGACUCCAGGAAUUCUUAAACUCGUGGAAUUCAUUGUGGGUAUUUUAUGUAUGGCCCUAGCAUCACCUGCAUAUUAUGGAGGAACCGAAUUUUUUCUCUUCGUCGUCAUAACUAGUUUCAUAUUGAACAUAAUAUGGAUAUGUGUCUAUCUACUGGGUAUCAGAGAAGCGAUCAAUGGGCCCAUCAACUGGAUAUUAACAGAACUGUUGAAUACUGGAAUUAUCACAGUCUUCUACAUUAUAGCCUUCAUCGUACAACUCAUCGUGUCUGCAUCGAUAAACCAUUUAUAUAGUCAUAGGGGGCCGUACAUUGCUGCUGGGGUUUUUGGCCUCGUCAAUGCUGGUGUUUUCGGCUUCGCAAGCUACCUCCUCUCCCUCGAAUGGAAGCGCAGCAAAUCAACGAAUUAACUUAUUUU
Messenger RNA from Phaedon cochleariae (mustard beetle), 686 nucleotides. Lineage: Eukaryota; Metazoa; Arthropoda; Insecta; Coleoptera; Chrysomelidae. The record is from the annotation of a GenBank genome assembly.